AUGGCCACAGGGUUAUCUUUACAAAACGAACAGCCUUGCAACAAGCACUUACUCCAAAAGAAACUGCCUUUCCUUUUUAAGUUGUGUCAAGUAGAUGAAGAUGCAAGAAAACUCCUUUACCCACAAUUACCCAUGUAUUGCACCUGGAGAAAAAAUAAAUGGCACAAGAGGAAACUUGGGGUUGAUGCUCUCACAAGAGUUUACAGUGUCCCCCUGAGUCAAGCAAAAUGCUACUACUUACGACUCCUUUUGCAUGAAGUACUUGGUCCCAAAUCAUUCCAAGAUUUGAGGAUGGUAAUUGGUCAUGUGUGUAAAACUUAUAGGGAGGCAUGCUAUCAACAAGGUUUUUUAGAAAAUGAUGAGCAUUGGGACCUUGCAUUAACUGAAGCAUCAGUAUCAGAUUCUCCAAGGGAACUCUGUAACGUUUUUGCAAUUAUACUGAACAUGUGUCAACUUGGCGGUCCCCUACAGCUUUGGAUGAAACACCGUAAGGACAUGGCUGAGGACUUAAAUUGUGCAGUUCAACGGGCAAACCCAGAUGUUAAUAUUCAAUUCUCUGAAACAAUUUUAAUGAAGCACUGA
This is a messenger RNA of Octopus bimaculoides (California two-spot octopus), 582 nucleotides long. RefSeq lists its product as uncharacterized. Lineage: Eukaryota; Metazoa; Mollusca; Cephalopoda; Octopoda; Octopodidae. The record is from RefSeq and is a predicted model, not a curated record.